UGAAUCGAAGGGUUUGUGAUUUUUUAAAAUUUUUCAUGGAUUGCCAGCUUAAUUCUGUAUCAAGACAGAAUUAGCAGUAGGUUCGUAGCUAAGGCGGAUGAGAAGUUUGACUUGGAAUUUUCAGUAAAUUGCCUAUAAGAAGGGGGCCUCUCUCUCUCUCUCUUGAUCACAUUAAGAGUCUCUCUCUCUCUCUCUCUUUGUUCAUAUUCACAAGUCUGACGAAGAAACUGAGGAGCAUUGUUUGAACUUUGAAACAACGGGUUUCUUUGAACAGCCUUUUAUUGUCUUCUAUGGCUGCUAUUCUUGAUAGAGACAGCACGAACAAAACCAGAGUAAAUCAGUGGUAUUCUUCUCUUUAGUCUCUUCCUCUCUACUCUAAAUAACCCAAGUUUGAGAUGGGACACUCUGUGAGAGACAAGCAAGAGGCCGAGGAGCAUGACAUUAGCAGAGCGAUAUCUUUCCACCAAAAUGGAGAUGAAAUUCCCUCUGUUUAUAAGGUCGGGUUGCCUCCGAAACGCAAGCUCAUGAGCGAAUUCACUUCCACAGUCAAGGAAACCUUCUUUGCAGAUAACCCAUUUCGCCAUUUCAAGGACCAAUCCAAGUCCAAGAAGCUUAUUUUGGGUUCUCAAGCUCUCUUUCCCAUUCUUGAAUGGGGAAGAUAUUACAGUUUGAGUAAAUUCAAGGGUGAUCUUAUCGCCGGAUUGACCAUAGCCAGUCUUUGCAUACCUCAGGACAUUGGGUACGCUAAAUUGGCAAAUUUGGAUCCUCAGUAUGGGCUCUAUUCAAGUUUUGUGCCGCCUCUGGUUUAUGCUUUCAUGGGGAGUUCAAGGGAUAUAGCCAUUGGACCAGUGGCUGUUGUCUCUCUUAUAUUGGGAACUCUUCUCCAAAAUGAGGUAGACCCUGUGCACAAUGCAGCUGAGUAUCGCCGUCUCGCUUUCACUGCAACAUUCUUCGCUGGAGUCACUCAAGCAGCGCUCGGGUUCUUGAGGCUUGGUUUCCUGAUUGACUUUCUCUCUCAUGCCGCCAUUGUUGGGUUCAUGGGUGGAGCAGCCAUCACCAUAGCUCUCCAACAGCUGAAAGGCUUGCUUGGAGUCAUUAAAUUCACCAAAAAGACUGACAUAAUCUCUGUCAUGCAUUCGGUUUGGGGCAAUGUGCACCAUGGGUGGAAUUGGCAGACAGUUGUUCUAGGAUCAGUUUUCCUGGCUUUUCUCCUACUAGCCAGAUACAUUGGAAAGAAGAAGAAGAGCCUGUUCUGGGUCUCUGCAAUCGCUCCUUUGAUUUCAGUCAUCUUAUCCACUCUUUUCGUGUACCUUACACGGGUCGACAAGGAUGGUGUACAAAUUGUUAAAAAAAUUAGAAGGGGUAUCAACCCACCUUCGGCACACAAAAUUUACUUCUCUGGACCCAAUGUAGCAAAAGGAUUCAAGAUCGGUGUGAUUGCAGGAAUGAUAGGCCUGACGGAAGCCAUAGCAAUUGGAAGGACUUUUGCAUCCAUGAAGGAUUAUCAUCUUGAUGGGAAUAAAGAAAUGCUCGCUCUAGGAGUGAUGAACUUAACUGGUUCUCUAACUUCUUGUUAUGUGGCUACAGGUUCCUUCUCUCGCUCAGCAGUGAACUACAUGGCUGGAUGUCAAACUGCAGUUUCCAACAUUGUUAUGUCAAUAGUAGUUCUUCUCACUCUAGAAGUAAUCACUCCCUUAUUCUAUUACACCCCAAAUGCAAUCUUAGCGGCCAUUAUCAUCUCUGCUGUUCUUGGCCUUAUUGACUAUGAGGCAGCACUACUCAUCUGGAAAAUCGACAAGCUAGACUUUGUAGCUUGCAUGGGAGCUUUUAUUGGAGUAGUAUUUUCCUCUGUUGAGAUUGGCCUCUUGAUUGCAAUCUCUUUGUCCUUUGCCAAAAUCCUUCUCCAUGUAACCCGACCACACACUGCUCUUCUUGGAAACAUACCAAGAACAUCCAUAUAUAGGAACAUAGAACAGUACCCAGAAGCAACAAAGGUUCCUGGAAUGCUUAUUUUGAGGGUGGACUCAGCUAUUUAUUUCUCCAACUCCAACUAUAUUAGAGAGAGAAUCCUCCGAUGGUUGAGUGAUGAAACACAAGAGCUAGACAGGAAAGGCCUGCCAAGAAUCCAAUUCUUAGUUGUGGAUAUGUCACCUGUUAUCAACAUUGACACCAGUGGUAUCCAUGCUCUAGAAGAGCUGCAUAGCAGCCUGCAAAAGCGAGAUAUUCAGCUCGCACUAGCUAAUCCAGGACAACAUGUGAUCGACAAGCUCCACGCCUCAAAGAUCACCGAUACCAUCGGCCCAGACAACAUCUUUCUCACUGUUGCCGAAGCUGUUCAGACCUUCUCUCCUAAAGCAACGGUCGAAGUUUAACCAAAACCCACCCUAACAAGUUAAAUCAAUAGGCAGUCGCUGAAAACCAACGAACAAUGCUCUUUUACAUGCUCAGGAAGAGAGAUGGGUCAUUUCAUAGCCAUUUCAUGGGAUUCUGUGGAGCAUUUGAAGUCAUGGAAACGAAGGCCACGAGUGUAAAUGUUGUGUUGAAUAAUACCAUCAAUAAGGUCAAGUUUUGUGGAAGCUUUCGAAAUUCAUAUGAAGCAAACAUAUAUAUAUAUAAUGAAGCAAACAUACAUAUAUUAUACAUA
Amborella trichopoda is the source of this 2644-nucleotide messenger RNA. RefSeq names its product sulfate transporter 1.3. Gene Ontology annotation, cellular component: membrane. Gene Ontology annotation, molecular function: secondary active sulfate transmembrane transporter activity. Gene Ontology annotation, biological process: sulfate transmembrane transport. The record is from RefSeq and is a predicted model, not a curated record. Lineage: Eukaryota; Viridiplantae; Streptophyta; Magnoliopsida; Amborellales; Amborellaceae.